GCUAUUUAAGCUAAGGAACAGUUUUGGCAGAAGAAAUGCCUAUAAAUGGAAGGGGAUAAAUUUGAGGUGGAAAUUCAAAGAGAAUUUCUUCUCAUUAGAACUGUUGAGUUCCAGAGCAGUCUUCCAGGAUGAUUCAAGGGUGGUAACGAUCUGAUACAUAAGGUUGCCAGAUGGAUGCCAGAGACAAGCAGCUGUUACGCUCCCUGCGCCUGGAGCUCUGCACAGAGGUGCUGGUGGAUGGACUUGUUAUUCAGUAUCUCUACCAGGAAGGGAUUCUCACAGACAGUCAUGUUCAAGAAAUAAAAGCCCAAACCACUAGUCAGAGGAAAACCAUGAUGCUCCUUGAUAUUCUCCCCACCAGAGGACCCAAAGCUUUUGAUGUGUUCUUGGAUUCCUUACAGGAGUUCCCAUGGGUUAAGGACAAGCUAAUACGGAAGCGUAAGGAAAUGACAAUACAAGAUCCUUCAGACCUCACUGAAGUUGCACCAUGCAUUUUGAAGAUGUCACCAACAGAUCAGCAGUUGAACAAGCUGGCGAGGAGGCUGGGACCUGAGUGGGAGCAUGUAGCUCUGUGCUUGGGUUUGUCCCAUACUGACAUCUAUCGAUGUAAAGUCAAUCACCCUCACAACCUGCAGUCCCAGAUCGUAGCUGCAUUUGUCCUGUGGAGACAGCGCUUGGGGAAAAAAGCAACAAUCCAGAGUCUGCACUGCAGUCUGAUGGCAGAGGAAGUGGAUCCUUCGGUGAUCCAGUACAUGCUUGAGUGAAUUCAGAGCGUCCAUGGGUUUUGUUCAAUUAAGCAAAGAGGAUGGAAAUGUAUGUUGAAGAUUGGAUGCUUCAAGCUGUAAAAAAAAUGGGGUUGGGAACUGUGAUUUUAUUAAGCUUAAACAUUCCAGUUUUCUGUGGCAUCUUGUGACUUGUAAUUCUUUUCAUGCCAGAUUAAUUUUUAGCAGGCAUUAAAAAAUGGAUCACUCUU
This is a messenger RNA of Haemorhous mexicanus (house finch), 973 nucleotides long. RefSeq names its product CASP2 and RIPK1 domain containing adaptor with death domain (gene CRADD). Gene Ontology annotation, biological process: signal transduction; regulation of apoptotic process. The transcript is spliced from 3 exons. Lineage: Eukaryota; Metazoa; Chordata; Aves; Passeriformes; Fringillidae. Bases 171 to 764 code for a protein of 197 amino acids. The record is from RefSeq and is a predicted model, not a curated record. Gene Ontology annotation, molecular function: death domain binding; protease binding.